UGCACUUUACAAGUAGGGCUGCAAAAAUGGCGGAAACAAAGCCUCGGAGUUGCACUUUCACUCUCCUAUUUCCAGCAACUCUUAUCCGGUAUCCGAGAAAAGGAGAAAGAGAUGAGAGGGCGGUCAAUUCUGCGUCCAAUUCUUUUCCGUCAAGCAUUCAGUGUCCGCUCUAUUUCAUCAUCUUCUUCUCAGAUUUCAAUUUCCAAUCUUAUAAAACUAGCCUUUCUCGAACACGAACUGGCGCUUGUUCCAAAGAACGUUGUCCCCGUUAAGACGGAAGAAGAGUUCUACACCGCAGCUAGCAAAAUUCAAGGCCAAUCCGUGCCGGCUGUUCUCUAUUUCACUGCUACAUGGUGUACUCCUUGCCGAUUCAUCGGUCCUCUCAUGGUCGAGUUGGCUCGGAGAACUCCCGAAGUAACGUUUUAUAAGAUAGAUGCCGAUAAGGAAGGUCUUGCUGGCAUAUUGGAAGAACUAAAUGUAACAUCUGUGCCAACCAUACAUUACUUUAAAGAAGGCAAAAUGGAGGAUGAAGUUGUUGGGGCUGAUGCUACACACAUAGUUCUUACAAUGAAUAGACUUUACAACAUGCGGAGGAUUCAAUCGAAGAUGUACCUGACAAAAUUGAUGCUUGAUGGCAAUUACCAAGCCUUUUCUCAAGCAAAUAAGGGAAAUGAAGGCUUGUAGGAUACUUCUCUCAUCCUUUUCAUUUAGGUAUGAUAUAUUCAUAUGUGCGGUUUGAUUUGUUAAUAUCUUUUAAAUUUCACAGAUGUAGACUAUUUUUAUGGUAAUGCGUAGGUUGAUUUGGCAUAGUUGCCUUUAAAAUUUUGAGAUUCCAUACCAGGGAUGUUAAUGGCAUAGUUGUGAUUGUAAAGCUACUCACGUACGAUUUGAAAAAAGAAUA
Hibiscus syriacus is the source of this 901-nucleotide messenger RNA. RefSeq names its product thioredoxin O1, mitochondrial-like. Lineage: Eukaryota; Viridiplantae; Streptophyta; Magnoliopsida; Malvales; Malvaceae. The record is from RefSeq and is a predicted model, not a curated record. The transcript has 6 exons. Bases 112 to 684 code for a protein of 190 amino acids.